AAGAGAGUCAUCUUGCAAAGACUCGUUAGACAUCAAAGACGACCCCAUCCACCCUCCCUCGACUCGCCAGAGGCAUCCAAAGACCCCACCCAAGCCUCGGUACAUGUCAAACCAUGUCCCCGCAACCAUGUCCGCCCUCGCCCAGCACGCAUCCACCUCGGCAAACCCCAUUGCCAUGACCCCAGCCAGCUACCACCCUGGGCCACGGCCUACGCCGGCGCCAGGUUCCGGGGCGACCAACGCGCCUGCUACAACCACUGCCUCCCUUCCGCCUUUUCACCGAAUCGACACCCAUCAAAUCAAACAACAACUCCACGAUGCAUUGGGCGAGGCUGGCCUCCCCUACUGGAAAGCCCUCAACGGCUACCUGCUUGGACAGGUCGGACGCGACGAGCUGACCGCGCUGGUGCGCGGAUGGCUAAAGGGCAAGAACCUCGCACUGCACAAUCAGCUCCUCUACUCCCUGCUGCACAAUGCAUCGUCGCCGCAGAUCUCGCACGAGCCAACAAGCCAGCUCAACAUGCGCAAGCGCAGGCGUGGCAGUCUCGACGCGCCCGACUUUGACUCGGACGAGUCGUUCAUCGAGUCCAAGGAGCGCGUCUACCACUGGGUCAUGGGCCUUGGUGGCAAGGAGCGUGGACGCGUGCGCCGGACCAUCAAGGCACACGACGAGGACGAGGACGCGCAAGGCGAGACAGACGGCCCGGUUGCCAACGGCAACUACGACCCGGCUCCAGAUCGAAAGCGCCAGUGGUCGGCAUUUCAGUCGACUACGCAGCCUCCCCUGGCCGAGUCUGCUCACCUCUUGCCGUCGUCCAACCAGCUCGCCAUGCGCCUUGGCGAGGUCGCAAAGUCGUAUGACCUUGAGCUGCCCGCUGAUUCGGCGCGCGAGGUUGGAGAGUUCCUCGGUGUCGGCCUCAACGCCCACCUCGGUGACGUGCUCCACAGCGUGGUCCACCUCACUGGUCGUGAGCGCCCAGGAUUCGACACGAUCCACGUCCCGCAGGGCAUCAAGCAGCCUCACCAGGCCAACGGCGAUACCCCCGAGCCGCCAGCCGAGGACACGGACAAUCUUCCUCCGCCUACCCUUCAGACACUCCAGUACCUCUUCAACAUGCUGCCGAGCCUGCACCCACAAGCCUCGCCAACGCUGUACAAGCUCGAGUCGUCGAUCACAAUCUCCGAGGUCGAGGCGGCGACGCCGCCAGUGGUGAAGGAGGACCGUGCGACCGACCUCCAGCGCCGCGCUGCAGCGCUCGUCGGGCUCGUUACUCCCGCCGCGACGACCGCCGCUCUGCCGUCCACCACGCCCCAAAAGGUGCCAGGCGCGGUUCCUCCCGCUGCCGGCGCCCUCUCCACUUCGCCAGUCAAGGCUGCGGCGACGCUGCGCGCGGCCGCAGGCCAGGGCCGCACCGAGACGGUAUCCAACACGCUCAUCAACACGGGCCUGCUCAAGAUUGACAAGGCUGGCCGCGGCGACGAGCCGGCCGGUACCGAGGCCGACCGCAAGCGCGAGAAGAAGCACAACCUGCAUUGGAAGUACGAGGACCCGGCCAUCAUCCUCAAAGACGUGCUCGGGUAGUGCUGGCCCCUGCGUUCUCCAAUCCCCCACCCCUUCCUCCUUCCCCC
Molecule: messenger RNA, 1629 nt
Organism: Vanrija pseudolonga
Lineage: Eukaryota; Fungi; Basidiomycota; Tremellomycetes; Trichosporonales; Trichosporonaceae
Exons: 3
Coding region: 104-1582 (492 amino acids)
Biological process (GO): regulation of transcription by RNA polymerase II
Cellular component (GO): SAGA complex
Molecular function (GO): transcription coactivator activity
Source: RefSeq, a predicted model, not a curated record